AUGUCACGGCUUUAUUUCGCCCUAUUAAUUUUUACUCUUGUUUCACUCGUCUUCUCUAUCCCUUUAGCCACAGACAAUAGUGAUUUCUCAUUAAACAAUCUCUACGAAUCUCCAAUUACUCACGAAAGUUCUCUUUCGGUUAACGAUGCAAACACACCCAAAGACGAGGCCUUGGAUAGCACUACACAAGCCAACACUGAAGCUUUAGACAAUACUGCACCAACAACUAACAAAGUUUUGAACAGUACUGCUCCUUCAACCAACGACAAAAUUGCACCUGCAGCUAAUAAUGUUUUAAACAGUACCACUCGAUCCACCAACGAGGCUUUAAACCACUACGCUGCACCAACAACAAAUGAGAUUUCAAACAGUACCGCUCCAUCUUCCAACGAGGCUUUAGAAAACACCGCGCCAGCAACUAACGAAGUUUUGAACAGUACCGCUCCAUCUAGCAACGAGACCUUGAGCAACACUGUGCCAGCUAUCAACGAAGCUAUAUACAAUGGUGCACCAUCGACCAACAAAGCUCUAAACGCUACAUCAUCGGCUACCGAAGGGACUACCGUAGAAUUCGUUGAAUCGUCGGAAACUGCGGGCGACACCGAAACUGCAUAUGAUGAAAGCGGACUUGUAAACAACCCAUUCCUACGAUACAACAUCGAACAACUCGUUUCUACUUCCGACCUCUUUGGAAUCCGUGAUGAUAUCCACAAGAAGGUCAAAGUUCUUAUGUUACCCAAAGGAAAAGCAUUUCACAUAGUAUACAAGGUUUUCGUGUUUCCCAAGGACAAGAAGGAUAAUCCUAAAGUAUAUACUUUGAUCGUUAUUCCUGGAAAGAAAAAGGGCAGUCAAAGAGAGGUGAAGUUUAUUGUGAUUCCAAAAGACAAUCCUGGAGCCUGGAAGGAAUAUAAUGUGGUAGUUCCUUAUAAACAUUGA
This is a messenger RNA of Acaulospora morrowiae, 936 nucleotides long. NCBI's taxonomy places the organism in Eukaryota, Fungi, Glomeromycota, Glomeromycetes, Diversisporales, Acaulosporaceae. The record is from the annotation of a GenBank genome assembly.